ACUAAGUUUUGGCAGAUGUCCCCGUCUGGCCCAGGAACAAGUACAUGACACUAAGUUGAGGGAAGGUCAGAGAACAGUGAAAAAACAAGAAACCAAAAGGGGAUCUGGGACUCUGCUGACAACUACCAUAAUCUAGAAUCUUGCUUGAAGAUCUUAGUGCAUGUGACGCCCAACAUCAUAUGAGGUAGGAAGGAUAACAAUACAGUUGGGCAUCGUGUGAAGCUACACUACAGCAGAAUGCUUGUCCUGACUUGUUCAUCGAAGCUUGCUACUCUGAGACGACUUUUAGCCCACAGCUUUCCAGAAUCGCUGAAGGCAUGUGGAGCUCUGCAUCACGUGAUCAUUGGCAACCCAUUCAAACUAGAGGUCCUGGUUGACCAGUGGCCAGACGUCUCCACCGUCAUAUGUCGUCCCUCAUUGGAGUACAUGAAGGACCCCUCAGAUCAGUAUACCAAUACCUACUUUCUGUUCAGUAAAGACCUUCAGAAUCUUCGCCAAAUGCUGGAAGAUCCCCGAGUUGUAAACUGGAAACAAGAUCUUCAAAUACAAGGUUGCCAGCCAACACUGGGAGGUGUACUGCAAGAAGUUAGUUCCAAACAUGGAAGGCAGAUACACACAACCAGUAACUUUCUAUACAUGAGAGACAGAAUGACAGAUGAAGAGCUGGAGAACGUCAACAGUAUAAGUUCACAUGAAUUGUGGUACACCCCACUCUUGGUUCAUGAAGCUCCACUUGUUAACAGUCGAUGGGCAUUUGGAAUGAACCAGAGAAGUCUUCGCUUUAUAGAACGUUGCAUUCAGAACUUGCCUACCAUCUGUGUCCGGAAAAAAGGGCUGGAUCAUCCGAUUGCCUGGGGCUUAAUAGAGAACUCCAUGGAAAUACGCAUGGGCUAUACCCUUUCUGAUUACAGGAAUCUUGGUCUCGCACAUAACGUACUACUCAAGCUUGCAGCAGCCAAUUAUGAAAAAGAAGCUCCAACUUAUGUACAUACAGCACCUGAUAAUAUACCAAGUCAAGCUUCUAUACUAAAGGCAGGGUUUCAACUCACUGGCAGAUGGGAGCAAUGUUACUUCAAGCAAAAGAGCUAAACAUACUAAACGUACAAGCUAUCAAAAAACUGCAAACCAGCAAAACUACCCUGUUUCAAAGGAAACCUGCUGGUGCAUAAGAAACCAGCUCACAUUUAUCCUGGUGCCAGUUCUAGACCACAGUUUUUUUAAGACAUUUUUAAGAAUAAGAAGGUUCACACAAUCUUACCCGGAGAUCAGAGGAGUCUAUCAAACAGAUAGUGGCACUGUGGAUAGUGACACAUGUGGAAAAAACUAUUUAGGUACAUCAUUUACAGAG
Molecule: messenger RNA, 1348 nt
Organism: Rana temporaria (common frog)
Lineage: Eukaryota; Metazoa; Chordata; Amphibia; Anura; Ranidae
Product: glycine N-acyltransferase-like
Exons: 7
Coding region: 238-1089 (283 amino acids)
Cellular component (GO): mitochondrion
Molecular function (GO): glycine N-acyltransferase activity
Source: RefSeq, a predicted model, not a curated record